AUGGCGAGGGCAUCAAUACUCCUUGAGCGUAUAGAGCCACCAUCUCGUGCCGACACACUUGAAGGCACACCGCCGUCGGGAAGCGUCUCGCCCCAGCUGGAAGAUGGCUGCAAUAUAGCGCUGCACCCUUCCAGACACGAGUUCUCCCUUCCGCCUAUGGACGGCGGUAAAGAUGCCUGGCUUUUCCUGGCUGCCGGCUUUGUUUUCGAGGCCCUCGUCUGGGGGUUCCCCUACUCCUUCGGUGUCUUCCAGGACUACUACACCACCACGCCGCCUUUUGCUGGCAGCCCCAACAUCGCUGUCAUCGGCACCUGCGCCAUGGGCCUCAUGUACCUGCUCAGCCCACUGACCCUCGGCAUCUGUCGCGUGUACGCCAGGCAGGCCCGCUACGCGCCCGUCGCGGGCAUGCUCAUCAUGUGCGCCGCCCUGGUGGCCUCGUCCUUCUGCACCACCGUCAACGGCCUCGUCGCCACCCAGGGUGUCCUGUACGCCGUCGGCGGCUCCGUCGCGUACUCCCCCUGCAUGCUGUACAUCGACGAGUGGUUCGCCGCCCGCAAGGGCCUCGCCUACGGCAUCAUGUGGGCCGGCACCGGGCUGGCCGGCGUCGUCCUGCCACUGCUCCUCGAGUCGCUCCUGGGGAGACUGGGAUACCAGACCACCCUGCGCCUGUGGAGCGGCAUCCUGUUCGCCUGCACGGCCCCGCUCGCCUGGUUCAUCAAGCCCCGUAUCCCCGUCAGCGCCAGCAGCGCGAGUCGUUCCCGGCCCUGGGAUCUGAGGUUCUGGGGCUUGAAGGCGUUCCUGUGCUAUCAGUUCUGCAACGUGGUGGAGGCGAUGGGGUUCUUUCUGCCGACCAUCUACUUGCCGACGUUUGCCCGCUCGGCCCUCAACGCCGGAGCCCUGACGUCCGCCUCGACCAUCCUGCUCGUCAACGUCGCCUCCGUGUUCGGGACCGUCGCCAUGGGCUGGCUGAUCGACCGCUUCCACGUCACCACGUGCAUCUGCAUAUCGACCGUCGGCUGCGUCUUGGGCGUCUUCUGCGUCUGGGGCCUGUCCACCUCCCUGGCGACGCUGUACGCCUUCUGUAUCCUGUAUGGCCUGUUUGCCGGCAGCUUUGUCGGGUCCUGGCCCGGCGUCAUGAAGGAGGUCGCCAGCAUUGGGGCCGAUGAGUACGGGUACAUCGAUCCUGCGAUGGUAUUUGGUUGGUUGGCGGCUGGGAGGGGCAUUGGAAAUGUCGUUUCCGGACCCCUGAGUGGGGUGUUACUGAGUAGUGGAAGUGGUUGGAAGGCCGGAGGUGGAUAUGGCAGUGGAUAUGGAGGCUUGAUUGUGUUCACUGGUGUCACGGCUCUGGUGGGUGGCACGAGCUGGAUUUGGAGGCGCGUUGGUUUCUUGUGA
Molecule: messenger RNA, 1392 nt
Organism: Truncatella angustata
Lineage: Eukaryota; Fungi; Ascomycota; Sordariomycetes; Amphisphaeriales; Sporocadaceae
Product: major facilitator superfamily domain-containing protein
Exons: 2
Coding region: 1-1392 (463 amino acids)
Biological process (GO): transmembrane transport
Cellular component (GO): fungal-type vacuole membrane
Molecular function (GO): transmembrane transporter activity
Source: RefSeq, a predicted model, not a curated record